Vicia villosa (hairy vetch) is the source of this 1441-nucleotide messenger RNA. Its product is annotated as AT-hook motif nuclear-localized protein 1-like. The coding region runs from base 270 to 1271 and encodes 333 amino acids. The transcript is spliced from 5 exons. Lineage: Eukaryota; Viridiplantae; Streptophyta; Magnoliopsida; Fabales; Fabaceae. Gene Ontology annotation, molecular function: minor groove of adenine-thymine-rich DNA binding. The record is from RefSeq and is a predicted model, not a curated record.
AAACUCCAAAAUUUUCAAAUUUCACUCCCUUAUUUUCCUUCUAUUUUCUCAAAACCAGAUUUUUUUUUUUCUCUUUAAAAUUCUGCAAUUUUUUUAACGAUGAAAUUUAUGCAAAUGGUGCAAUUUUAUGCUCAGAUUUUUUAACUUUUAAUUUAAAUUUUAGUUUAAAGUUUUUCAUCUGUUUUUAUUUUUGGAAAAAAUAUUUACCAGUUUAGCAGUGAAGUUUGAAGAAAAUAAUGAGAUAUUGAAGUUAAUAACUGUUUGAAAACAUGGAGGCUAGCGGCGGUGUUAGUGGUGGCGUUACGGUGGCGGGAUCGGAUGCUCCGUCGGAGUAUCAUGUAGCACCGAGAACCGACAACCAAACUCCGACCGGUGGAUCGGCAGUUCAGUUUACUACAGCGGUCCAAGGAAAUUCUCAGCCGCAAAAUCCGCCGCAAACGGCGGUGGUGGCGGUGACGGUGUCGCCGGCGGAUACGACGGUUCCUGAGAAAAAGAAGAGAGGCCGGCCGAGGAAGUAUGCAGCAGACGGUUCGGUGAGGAUGGCGCUGUCUCCGAAGCCGAUAUCCUCCUCUGCUCCGUUGCCGCCGGUGAUCGAUUUCACGGCGGAGAAGCGUGCGAAAGUGCGGCCAGUUAGUUCGGUGAGCAAAGCGAAGUUCGAGUUGGAAAAUAUAGGUGAAUGGGUUCCUAGCUCAGCUGGUUCAAAUUUCACACCUCACAUCAUUACUGUUAAUACUGGAGAGGAUGUUACUAUGAAGGUGAUAUCAUUUUCUCAGCAAGGGCCUCGAGCUUUAUGCGUUCUUUCAGCAAAUGGUGUUAUAAAAAGUGUCACACUUCGUCAGCCCGAUGCUUCUGGGGGCACAUUGACAUAUGAGGGACUGUUUGAAAUUCUUUCUUUAUCUGGUUCUUUCAUGCCAAACGAUAGCGGAGGAACACGGAGCAGAUCAGGUGGUAUGAGUGUUUCUUUAUCAAGUCCUGAUGGCCGUGUUGUUGGUGGAGGAGUAGCUGGUCUAUUGGUGGCUGCAAGUCCAGUGCAGGUAGUGGUUGGUAGUUUUAUGGCAGAAAACCAACAUGAGCAAAAGGCAAGAAAUCAGAAACAUGAUGUGAUAUCAACUGUGACAACGGCUGCUGUUGUUCCCAUCCCUACUCUUGAUCCAAUACCUAUUCUAUCAUCAGUAACUUCCUUCCGUGGAGAUAAUUGGUCUGCUGUGCAAGCACCGGAAGCGAAGGAAAAACCUGUUUCUGACAUUAAUGUAGCACUUCCUGGCGGUUGAUUUCUUAAGGAAUCCCUUAUACAUAUGCAUUUGUAUUUAGCUGCUUACAACACUAAUGGGGUUCCUAAUUAUUGUCUCGCUUUUCCUUGUUUGUUUGUUGUGUUAAGGUUAUUGAACUCUGGAUGUACCAGGACCAGCAUAUGUUUUAUCUCACUUUCUUUUUCAUUUUC